This is a messenger RNA of Panonychus citri (citrus red mite), 2702 nucleotides long. Its product is annotated as cytochrome P450 4V2-like. NCBI's taxonomy places the organism in Eukaryota, Metazoa, Arthropoda, Arachnida, Trombidiformes, Tetranychidae. Bases 267 to 2003 code for a protein of 578 amino acids. The record is from RefSeq and is a predicted model, not a curated record. The transcript has 6 exons. Gene Ontology annotation, molecular function: monooxygenase activity; iron ion binding; heme binding.
AUGUUGAAAAGUUCAGGAAAUAAGUUUGCAUAUUUUUCAGCUUCAUAAAUUUUUCAGAUAUUUCAAUUGCGUUUUUAUCUAACAAUUAAAACAACAUAAACAUUGAUUAAGAAUUUGUUUUUUUAAUUAAAUUGUCAAAUCCCUUUUAUUAGUAAUUUAUAAAGUGUAAAAUAGUUACGAUUAGUUUAUCUCAAUUAGUUAAUGUUGUUAAACGUUGAUUAUAAAUUAUCAAUUAAAGUGUGAAAAAUAACCGAAAAAGUGUCAUCAUGUUUUCGGGUUAUUUAAAUUUCAUCAAUUUAAUUGUGAUUUUGUUGAGUUUUUUUGUGGUGAAAAAACUUUUCGAUUUCAUCAGAUACUUGAAACCUUUUUUAAAACUUCCAAAGGAUCCAGAAUGUUCAUUCCUAUUUGGUGAUCUACUUACACUUAAAUCUGCUUUUUUGAAUAAGAAAUUGACAUCAAUUUAUUUAACCAAGUAUUUAAUUGAAAAUGCUGCUUAUCAUCAAAUUAAAUCCGGUGUACAUGUAUUUUGGCUCGGGUGGUGGCCCUUUGUUUUCAUUAAUGAUCACAAGUCUGUUGAGGCACUGAUUAGUAAAAGUCACAUAACUAAGCCCUAUUUAUAUGGAUUUAUUGGACUAAAGGAAGGGUUGGUCACUUCGAAAGGUGAAAAGUGGAAAAUGCGACGAAAAAUGAUUGAGCCUUUUUUCGUUAGUAAACAACAGAAAAGAUUUGCAGUAACUAUGGACGAAGUGUUUGAUUCGUUGAUAAAUAAGGACGAUUUUUGUGAAGAGGGAAAAUACUCAACGUUAGCUGAUCAAAUUCAUCUAUCAACAUUCGAUAUCAUCUUUAAAGUAACCGCAGAUUUACCGAUAGGCGCUGAAAGAGAGGAAAAACUUCAUAUGAUGGAUGCCAUCGAAUUCAUGGAAAUGAUAAUGAUAGAGAGAGCAUGUAAUCCACUUUAUUGGAUAGAUCGCAUUUUCUUUUUAACGAAAUUGGGUAAAAAAGUUACCAGCAUGACCAGCAGAGGUUACAAAUUUUUCGAAAGCGUUGUUAACAGAAAUCUUGACGAAAACUCCAAUAAAAUUGAGUCGAGUACACUUUCAUCAUUAAAUUUGGUGAAUAUGUUAGCUGGUUCUAGCCGAGGUAAAAUCGAUUCAGAAGGAAUAAGCGAAGAGCUGUUGACAACGGCUGCAGCGGGACACGAGACCACGGCCACUGCUCUCAACUUGAUACUGUUCAUCUUAGGAAACCGGCCUGAGAUCCAAGAAAAGUUAUAUCAAGAAAUUUCAUCGGUGUUUGAUAACAAUGACUCAGUCAAUGAUAUUGAAAAGGUUAAUAAGUGUAAUUAUCUGGAUAAGUGUAUCAAAGAGUCAAUGAGACUUUACCCACCAAUACCAUUGAUAGCAAGAGAAUUAGAUGAACCAAUGGAGAUUAACAGUUACUAUUUGCCAAAAGGAACCACUGUCGGGGUCAACAUUUUCAGCAUUCAACGAGAUCCUCGAAUUUAUCCCAACCCGACUCAAUAUGAUCCAGAGCGUUUUGAUCUAUCAAAUUUACCAAACAUUCCCAAAGGAGCUUAUAUACCUUUCGGAGUAGCACCAAGAAAUUGUAUCGGUUAUCGAUUUGCUUUAAUCGAAAUGAAAAUUUUUCUUAUUCAUUUGAUAAGAAGAUAUGAAAUUUUCUCAGCCAAGAAACUCGAAGACGUUUCUUUUAGAACGGAAUUCACUUUAAAACCCUCAUGUCCACUGGAAAUCAUGCUUCGAAAACGAAAUCUCAUGCUCGCUUAUGCUGAUGAUAAUUUGAAAUUUCCUGAAACGACAACUUCAACAAUUCCGUUGUAUUUGAAUAAAUGGAGCGCGAUUAGUCCCAAGGAUGGUCUUAAACUUAUUUUUGAGACAAUUUUAGUACAGGCCAACACCAUUGAUCGUGCAUCUUUCCCAUUUAAUCAAGAGUUUUGUCCAAAUGAGAGAGUUGCCUUUGAUACUUUUCGUAGAGAUAACUAUUAAUAAUAAAUAAAAGUGAAUGCAACUUAUUUGGGACACCAUGAUGCUCUGACCCAGGCCAACUUUUUACAAGCUGUCCGAUGGUAUAAACAGAUAUGUCAUAAACUCGCGAGUUUUAAUGUUAUUCAAGUUUCUUUAUUUAUUAUUACUGAUAUAACAUGAGGCAAAUAAUGUGCGAUUUACACCAAGUAGAUCCAAUUAGUACAAUUUCAGCCCAUUUUCAUACGGAUAAGAGUAAUGUCAAUUCUUGUAUGAUUAACAAUUUCAUUAACUAUAAAAUGUAACUUUUGGCAUUCAUGUAAUUCAUGUAAUUUAUUAGCACAUUCACGCGAUUCAUGGACUUUUGGCCUCUUUUCCCAUCAUAUGCAAGUCCAACAAUGUGAUCGAUUCUUGUCAAUGGCUCUCUGUGCUCAGGUUAGUACGAAAACAAAUUAGUUAUUAAUUUAACAUGAUCGACUUGUAGAGUAAGAUUUAUGUUCUUAAUUAAUAUUAAAAUGAAUAAUUUUCAGUCCAGAUUGUGGUCAUUUCGAGUCUCGCUGAAACCGUUUUCAUCAGUUUUACUCUGAUCGCGCGUAUAAGGAUCAUGACAAGACUCAAGUGUGUAAUAAUUUAGAUUGAUCAGACUAGUAAAUUUAAUUUCCACUGAAACAUUUGAAUCAACUUCAUUUACGAUAAGAAAAAUUCAAGGUAAAUCCAAAUAAU